UGUGGAGGGCGGAGUCAAAGACGCACGCUUUCUUAGGAUAAAUGAACAGAAAAACUGUGCAGCUGCCUGUAACGUACAACUCUUGACAAUUUAACUUCGCUGAGAGACGUCAAACUGCCAAAAUGACUGAGAAGAAGGCAGUGAUAAAGAAUGCAGACAUGUCUGAUGAGAUGCAGCAGGAUGCUGUGGACUGUGCCAUGCAGGCUAUGGAAAAGUACAACAUUGAAAAGGAUAUCGCUGCCUUCGUCAAAAAGGAAUUUGACAAGAAGUACAACCCCACAUGGCAUUGCAUCGUUGGGAGAAACUUUGGCAGCUACGUGACGCAUGAGACGAAGCAUUUCAUCUACUUCUACCUGGGCCAGGUGGCCAUUCUACUGUUCAAGUCGGGCUGAAAUCCAAACAUGCCCCUCCCCCUCCCCUGAAAACUACUUUUAAUUCAGCCCGUAAUACUACUUCUGUGCCACUGUUCAUUUGCAACCACCUUUCUGCAGAAAUGCCUACCUCAUGGUUUCAUGUUGGCUUCAUUUGAUCAUAGAAAAUGUCAAUUUAUAACUAUGCUCCAUUCCAGCACCCAAUCAGUGUUUUUGCAUCUGCCAGUCUUGUGACUGAUGAUUUCUGUAUUAUUAUUUUUGCUGUGCAUAGAUGUGUGGACCUUGUACAUUGUUUCAUAUGGAUAUGUUGUAUAAUAACUUAUUUUUCAUGGAAUUAAAAUGAGCAACGGAGUUUUUGUUUAAAUGCCUUUUUUUAAUUUCCAGUGUUGACUGAGAUUGACUAUAAAUUCCAAGACUUGCAAUUAAUAAAGAACUACACGCCAAGAGAAUGAAGGUUUUCUACAUGCUUUAACAUUCCUGUUUCCACUUCAGUUGUGAAUCUUUACAAUGUUAGUGCUGUAUAUCUCUGGAAUGUAAUUUAGUGUGCAGUUUGGUAUUGUACAAUUUUCAACAUGUUGAGCACAAAACGACUGACGCAGUAAAUUUGUUUAAAAUGUU
Molecule: messenger RNA, 989 nt
Organism: Pseudoliparis swirei
Lineage: Eukaryota; Metazoa; Chordata; Actinopteri; Perciformes; Liparidae
Gene: dynll2b
Product: dynein, light chain, LC8-type 2b
Exons: 3
Coding region: 123-392 (89 amino acids)
Biological process (GO): microtubule-based process; cilium assembly
Cellular component (GO): cytoplasmic dynein complex
Molecular function (GO): dynein intermediate chain binding; dynein light intermediate chain binding
Source: RefSeq, a predicted model, not a curated record